ACCAAUAAUCUAGGAAAGACUAUACAUGGAAGGAAUGUUCUCCAUCAAAACAAGAGCAAUGGGAGGCAAGCUUGUUUUAUUAGACAGUGAAGAUAAAGAGGAAUUAAAGGAGAUCAUAGAAAAUGCUAAGGCAUGGCUAAACCAAUGGUUUGAUGAUGUUACACCAUGGGAUCCCACUAUGGUAGCAACUAAAAGAACAGUGUGGCUCAAAUGCUUUGGCGUUCCUCUGCAUGUAUGGGGUUUGGAGUUCUUUGCAUCCAUUGCAAGCGUGUGGGAGAAGUUUAUUUCUUUGGAUGAUAAUACGAGAUUGAAAAAGAGAUUUGAUGUUGCUAAAGUCUUAAUCUUUACAACAGAAAAGAAAAUUAUUUCAAAAGGGCUUAAUUAUAAGAUUAACGGUGAGGACAAAUCAAAGAAUUCAGAUUGGGUGAAGGAAAGCACUCUCGAGUCUAGCAGCCAUGGAUUCCAGCAUGAAGGAGAUGGACCAACCGAGCCUAGUGAAGAAAAAGAAGAUGACAUGACUUAUAACCGUUGGCGGGUUGGUGGUCAAGAGGAAGGUUUUUUCAAAUUGAAUGGCAACAGAGUCAACUUUGAUAGCAGAACCAUAGAAAGGAUCUCACAAGUGGAAGAAUUAGAUUUGCAAAUGCAAUCCAAGGGAGCGGAAGCAGAGCAUAUAGAGGAGAAAGCCGAAGUAGAAGUUGUAGAGGGGAAAGCCAAAGCAAAAAUCACAGAGGAAAAAGCAGAAGCUGAACCUAUAGAGGAGAAAGUUGGAGCCGAACCUACAGAGGAGAAAGCUCAAGCCAAACUUGUAGAGGAAAAAACUGAAGUAGAAGAAGAAGGAGAUUCGUUCUGGCAGGGAGUUUCUGGGUUAUGGGGAGCAAUUAAAAUUCCAGUCUACAUUAUGAAUGUGUAUGGCCCAUGUGAAGCAGCUAGAAAAAGAAUGUUAUGGGAGGAGUUGCAGAUGAGGAUUGAUGAGAAUAGAGGAAACUGGUGUCUAUUGGAGGACUUUAAUGCUACAAGGAGUCAGCAUGAAAAGGCAUGAAGCAAUAGCCAAACAAGCACUAUGAGACAAUUUGAGGAAUUUAUCAAGGAAGCAGGACUGGUAGAUAUCCCAUUACUAGGGAGAAAAUUCACAUGGCACCACCCUAAUGGCUGUUCAAUGAGCAGACUCGACAUGUCCUUGCUACUUGAAGAGUGGAUAAUGAUAUGGCCAGAUAUGAAGCAGUGGGGUCUUAAUAGAUUCUUAUCUGAUCA
Molecule: messenger RNA, 1251 nt
Organism: Rubroshorea leprosula
Lineage: Eukaryota; Viridiplantae; Streptophyta; Magnoliopsida; Malvales; Dipterocarpaceae
Source: the annotation of a GenBank genome assembly